This is a messenger RNA of Raphanus sativus (radish), 652 nucleotides long. RefSeq lists its product as uncharacterized. The coding region runs from base 98 to 478 and encodes 126 amino acids. The record is from RefSeq and is a predicted model, not a curated record. The transcript has a single exon. NCBI's taxonomy places the organism in Eukaryota, Viridiplantae, Streptophyta, Magnoliopsida, Brassicales, Brassicaceae.
UAGGCAUGCUGCACGUAACAUGGCCCCAAACCCUAUAGCAACACACUCUCCACAACUCAUAUCAUUAGCAUUAUUACUAUAUUAAACUUUGCACGUCAUGAGUUCGAUGGUAAGAGACCGCAAGGAACAAAUGGUAAUCCAGUCUUCAAUAGUCUUGCUUCAAGAAAGAUUCAGACAGCUUCAGAGAGCGCGAGAGUUAAGAGCUGAACGAGAGCUCCUUAACCCUAAACCUAACCACCAAGACAAGAAUAUGUCACAAUAUUACAGGGAACCCGUGAGUUUUGGUUUCUUUCAGUUUCUACCUCUAAACUCUCAAACAAGCUCGUCACAGCAGCUCCUCUCCCUCUCCUUAUGCCCUCAGUCCAUGUCUGAUUCCAUUGAAAAGCCUAGCUUUUGUCAUCACUGGCCCCAAAAAGACGAGAAGAAAGUGGUUGGGAUUGAUCGAUACGAUGACGUUGACACGUCUCUGCGUCUCUGAACUCAUAAAAACUGCUCAUCUCCAUCUUUUUGGUUUGUCUUUAAUUUAUAAAUAUGUAUGUAUAACCUUUUUAGGUCGGUAUUCUCUUUUACGGAGUCUUGUAGGUGGUGAUGAUAUGUAAUAAUAUGUAAGGUUCAAAUUCGAUCAUAUAUAUUAUUAACUAUUCGGAGCUAA